This is a messenger RNA of Lachancea nothofagi CBS 11611, 1908 nucleotides long. The record is from the annotation of a GenBank genome assembly. Lineage: Eukaryota; Fungi; Ascomycota; Saccharomycetes; Saccharomycetales; Saccharomycetaceae.
AUGGCAGAGUCUCCAGUGGUUCUAUCUCGCUAUGAUGCGAAUGGUCAAUUCUUGGCUUGUGUAACUGUUGCUUUGGACAAACAUCGGGUAUCUGUAGAGCCCACAAAUGCUACAAAGUCCAGUGGGUUAAUGAAUGAGAAUUUUUUGUACCUGGAGGACUCCAAACUGCGUGUGACAUGUCUGGAAUGGAUCAACAUUUCGUCUAAUGACUCCCAAAUUGUCGCCUUGGGGCUGAGUUCCGGUGAGAUUUGGCUGUAUGCACCUGCGGCUAACCAGAUCGUUUAUAAACUUUCUACAGGCGGCGUUCAUGCCGUUCGCGAUUUCAAAUGCCAAGGCGAAGUAGCGUGGUGCUGUGAUCAGAGUGACACUGUAUACCGCUUCAACAUGGCCGAUUUUACUCUUCACAGUAAGUUCAAGAUCGAAGGCUGCGAGAACUUACAGAAACUAUGUGUAGUUGAUGCGAAUCACAUUUUGUUAGCGUCUCAUUCUGUUUCAUUGAUAAGCAUAAAGACUCGUGAAGUAGUGAAGACCUUCCCUGGCCACAUUUCUGCUGUGACUAAUUUAGUCAUGCUAAACGCUGCCAGUUUUCUGACCAGUGCAACUAGCGACAGAUUUUUGAAUAUUUACGAUUUGACUACUGGAGGCACCAAGUCGGUGCUAGUAUCACAAGCCGACGUUUUACAAGUCUCACAUAACGAGGACUCGGUCGUGGCUGUCGUUACGGAGGACGGUAGCAUCGAGAUUUUCCCUGAUCCACUGGUAAAUACCAGCAACAAGAGACGGAAAGUGGUCUCCAAGCAAUCGGCACACCACUUAAAAAUUGUAAGACCAGAAAAUGAAAAGCGCGUCGCAGCGAUCAAUGUUUUCGUGAAGGCCGAUACUCUCAAUUACGCGUGGUUGGAAAAUGCUACAAUUCCAUAUUUCGAUCAACUCCAAUGGUCUCAAUUAUCCGCCAGUCAAACGAUACAAAAAGCUCGUCCAGCUGCAACUUCAAAACAUGCACACCGCUCCCUCCACGGAGAAGAUGUAGCGGCUGCCAGAUCUUAUGUUGAAGGCAAUGCUACUGUAACAUCUGGUGACAAUUUCAAGCAUGUGGAAGAAGCGAUUGCAGAAUUGGAGAGAAGCGGCGCGGACUUAAAUGUUUCACUUGCUGACAGGUUGGCGUCAUCGUCGAUUGGAGGAGACCAUUCGGAGUCGAAAAGAUCCAAAAAACGUGCCACAACUGGUACGCUUACGGUGGUACUAUCUCAAGCUUUGCAAUCCCACGAUCAUUCUUUGCUAGAGACAGUGCUGAAUAACCGUGAUGAGAAAGUUAUCAAAGGCACUAUAGGACGUUUGCAACCUCCGCUCGCCGUACUUCUACUGGAGAGACUUGCAGAACGCAUUGCCAGACAAACCAACAGACAAGGACCAUUGAAUGUGUGGGUAAAAUGGUGUUUGAUCAUUCACGGUGGAUAUUUAGCUCGCAUGCCAAACUUGAUGUCAAGUUUGGCGUCGUUACACUCGACUCUCCGCAAGCGGGCCGAGAUUCUACCUCGUCUACAAGCUCUAGAGACUCGUCUUGAAUUUUCCUUGAACCAACUCGACGCGUAUCGCGCCGCAAAUGCCAUUUCCAGUGAAGAAACAUAUCUGAGGGAUGGACCCAGGAAUUUUGGGGACGAGGACGAUGAAGAAGAGGUAGAAUACAACGAAGAACUAGACGACGCGGGACUUAUCGAAGAUGGAGAACUUGAUUACGACGAUAGCGAUGAAAAUUCAGACGACAGCGACGACGAUAACAACGAAUAUCAGAACGGCCAUGGGUCAAAAGUUAAAUCUAAGCUUGACUCGGAAGAGCACGAUUUCCAUGACGACACAGAAAUGAACCCAGACGUCGAGGAAGGGUACAGUGAUGUCGAAGUCGAGUGA